Thelazia callipaeda (thelaziosis nematode) is the source of this 869-nucleotide messenger RNA. Lineage: Eukaryota; Metazoa; Nematoda; Chromadorea; Rhabditida; Thelaziidae. The record is from the annotation of a GenBank genome assembly.
AUGCAUCAACAAAUCACACUCGAAGUGGAAAAGUUGCGACGUUUACAAAUAGAAAUGUUCACACAAUCCACAGCUAAUAAUUUUUUGGGUUUCAUGCUUAUCACAGUGAUCAGUGAAGCUGUUAUUAUUGUUGCAGUAAUCUUGAUCAUACAGGAAGAUUCAAUGCGUCUUCAUGAGAGUGAAAUCAUGAAUUUUGGCAAAAUUUUUUACACCAAAUGGGUUAAGGAAACUACGGAAAAUGAAGAACUGAACGGAAUUCCAAUUAUAGAUUUUACAUUUCACGAAGGACGUAACAAUAAAUUUAUUGAGCCCUUGGAAAUGAUAUCUAUUAAUAAAUUCAAAAUAGCAGACAAAAAUACGACUACUUUACCACUUUGGGCUGUUUGCAUGCAACUUGCUUUCACUGCACUCAUUGCUUUGACAAUUUCACACGCAAUGCUUUGCUGGAAUUUCACUUCACAACCAGUACCAUUAAUUUUGCUUGAUUUUUGUAUGCUUGAAAAAGAAAUGUAUGAAAAUCAUUGCAAACAAUACUUACGUGAAGAGUAUCCACUCACUAUCAGCAAUGAUUUGCAAACAAUAACGAGACAAGUUGAGGAGAAUUAUAAUCUUUACCUGUCAGCUUUGGAUGAUAAACGUCAAAAAUUGAAGUUAGCUGUAUUACCCGUGGGAAUAUCGUAUCUGCUACUAUUAUUGGUCAUUUUCUCUUCAGUUUUAAACUCACUGCUUCGAAAUUUUAUUCAAAAACAGAAUUCUGGUACACUUUUACACUUGCUGCUUAUUUAUUCAGUUUCGUUGUAUUCAAACUAUUUGAUCAAAAAUCAUGAUUUAUUUAUAAACUUUUACAUCUUUUUCAUCACUACUUGAAU